Messenger RNA from Penicillium roqueforti, 1131 nucleotides. Its product is annotated as putative DnaJ domain protein Psi. Gene Ontology annotation, cellular component: cytosol. The record is from RefSeq and is a predicted model, not a curated record. The coding region runs from base 1 to 1131 and encodes 376 amino acids. Gene Ontology annotation, molecular function: protein-folding chaperone binding. Gene Ontology annotation, biological process: translational initiation. NCBI's taxonomy places the organism in Eukaryota, Fungi, Ascomycota, Eurotiomycetes, Eurotiales, Aspergillaceae. The transcript is spliced from 3 exons.
AUGGUUGCCGAGAGCAAACUCUAUGACGUGUUGAGCAUCAAGCCUGAUGCCACACAAGACGAGAUUAAAAAAGCAUACCGGAAGGCAGCAUUGAAGCACCACCCGGAUAAGAACAAGGAUAACCCUUCGUCUGCUGAUAAAUUCAAAGAGGUCUCUCAAGCAUACGAAGUCCUAUCUGAUCCCGAAAAACGAAAGGUCUACGACCAGUUCGGCCUCGAGUAUCUGAUGCGCGGCGGCCCUGCACCUCCCCCACCAGGGUCAGGCGGAGGCGGCCCAUCUGGCUUUGAAGGCGGCAUGCCCGGUGGAUUCAACUUCGGCGGAAUGCCCGGAGGCAUGCCAGGCGGUGGAGGAGGCCGCAAGUUCCACUUCUCGACCGGCCCUGGCGGUGGCGGCGGCUUCAGUUUCAGCGAUGCCAACGAUACCUUCCGCAGCUUUGCCAAGGAUAGCGGCGGCAUGGGUGGUAUGGGCGGCAUGGGCGGCAUGGAUGAAGAAGAUAUUAUCUCCAUGCUCGCAGGAGGACUGGGCGGCGGCGGUGGAGGCGGCGGCUUCCGUAGCAGUCGUCCGGGAUUCUCGAAGCCGCGCGCACCUACCCCUGAACCGACUGUCAUCGAGAAAGACUUGCCUCUUACUUUGGAGGAAAUCUACAAGGGUACCUCUAAGAAGGUGAAGACGAAGAGCAAGGCCUUUGACAAACAGGGCAGGCUCACUACUAAGGAGGUGACUUUGGAAGCCAAUAUCAAGCCUGGGCUGCGUGCUGGCUCAAAGAUCAAGUAUAGAAAUAUUGGAGAUCAGGAAGAAGGAGGACGACAGGAUGUUCAUCUCAUUGUUAAAGAGAUCGAUCAUCCUACUUUCAAGCGUUCUGGUGACAAUCUUAUUACCACGGUCGAUCUCAGCCUAAAGGAAGCACUGACAGGCUGGGAACGCAUUGUCCGCACCAUCGACGGAAAAUCAAUUCGCGUGUCUAAGCCUGGUCCAACCCAGCCGGGCCAUGAAGAGCGCUACCCCGGUCUAGGCAUGGUGAUCUCCAAGAACCCCAGCACCCGCGGCGACCUAAUCAUCCGCGCCAACGUCACUUUCCCCACUAGCUUGACUAGCUCCCAAAAAGAUAUCCUCCGGGAUGUGCUGCCUUAG